This is a messenger RNA of Gigantopelta aegis, 2378 nucleotides long. RefSeq names its product tubulin-specific chaperone cofactor E-like protein. The transcript is spliced from 7 exons. Bases 154 to 1428 code for a protein of 424 amino acids. The record is from RefSeq and is a predicted model, not a curated record. NCBI's taxonomy places the organism in Eukaryota, Metazoa, Mollusca, Gastropoda, Neomphalida, Peltospiridae. Gene Ontology annotation, molecular function: protein binding.
CAGGACUGUAAUGUUUAUAAAUAAAUCCAUUGUGUUUAUAACUGUAUGUAGGUUUUCUUUUACUGACAAAAGCUGGUAGUUUUAAAUAAUUUUAUUUAAUAUAUUCAAUCCGUCCUUGUAAUUGGAGUGCCAAGCUAAUGUAUAUAUUUCACAAUGUGUGAUUCUGAAGAGAAUUGUCAAUGUCGAAGGUCACUGCUGGAAGCAAUAACCUACAAGUACAUCAUUGCUAUGAAGGAGGAUCCUAGCAACUCUUCAAUCUACGUGCCUAAACGAGGACUUGUCACACUUUCAGAAUCUGGAGAUCUGAUUCUGCCGGAGAAUGUUGAUUUGACCGACUACAAGAUUGACAGUGCUGGAAACGUUGAUGAGCUGGUACGACUGGCUUGUAACGUGAAGGAGCUGAUACUCCAUGGGAACUGUCUACAGGUGUGGGAUGAGGUGUUAACGAUUGUCAGUGGAAUGCCCAUGCUGACGUUUCUAAAUCUGACUGCCAAUUCGUUGAGUGAGAUGGUGGUCAGGCCAAGUGAAAAAUCGGUCUUUCCCAACAUCAGCCAUCUUGUCCUCAACAAGACACGGGUGCCUUGGGAUACAUUAGAGGCUUUGUUGCAGUGUUUUUUUAGUCUGGUCGAGCUUCACCUUAGUUUAAAUGACUAUACAGAUGUGUGCCUGUCGGAUCAGCUGGAGUAUCCGUCUCUCAAGAUCCUCUUCUUUAACGGCAACGCUGUGACGUCGUGGCCAAAGAUAUGUAAACUGGGUCGUGCGUUUCCCAACCUCGAAGAUCUGAUGAUGUGCGGCUGUAAGUUCACAAACAUCGGAUCGGACGGACACGAAGCAUUUUCCAGGCUGCGGAGAUGGAGCCUGAGUCAGACCCACCUGGAGGGGUGGGGGGAUGUCGACCAGCUCCGACACUUCCCCGCUCUCUAUGACGUCCGCUUACAAGAUAUCGCAUUCUUACAGAAAUAUAAGCAGAAGGAGAGACGACAACUUAUUAUUGCCCGCACCCCCAACAUCAUCUGUCUGAACGGUAGUCGAAUUGAAGCACUAGAUCGCGAAGAUGCCGAAAGAGCUUUUAUACGCAAGUACAUGGAUGCAGAUGAGAAACCAGAGAGGUACUUUGAACUGGAGAAGGUGCACGGCAAGCUCCACCCACUGGCAAACGUUUGCAUGACCCCGCAGACGACCUUCAAGGUGUCGGUGGUGUUUGACGAGCAGGUGCAGGUGAUGGAGAUCAGCACCAGCCAGACGGUCGGCCAGCUCAAGUCGUCCCUCGCCAGUCUGUUCGGCCAGCCGCCCAACAAGUGCAGACUGUUCUACCUCGACAAGCAGAUAAGCCACGGCUUGGAGGAGCUCAAGUUCCCGCAGAAGAUGGUCUACAAUCUGAACGUGGAUGACGGCGACGAGUUUCAUAUAUGGUUGAAGUGUCGCUGACUGCGUGUAUAUGGGUCGUUUCUAAAGCGGCAUUCUCAUUUGUCACUUGUCAUUAAUUGAACCAACUUGUCGCAUGCGAUCGAAUUGUACUGUCAGAACACCUAAAUCAUAGGGCCGACAAAUCGCAUGUAAGUAGUGGGUGCAACUAAUCGCAUAAUGAGAAUGCAACUUUUGUGUGUGAUCAAAUCUGUGUUCUUAUUUGACAUUCCCGAUGAUUUCUCAUUGCAGAAAAGGUGAAUGUCUGAUGUAAUAAUAAUAAGUGUCAGUGUUAAUGUUCAAAGUCAUUUAACAGCACAGACUUUAAAAUAAUGGGUCUUAUAAAUAUUACCUAAAAUAAGUUAUUAGAUGGGUACAGUACCAGGAAGAUAUUGAAAAAUAAUGAAAAUGACAAUGGGCAUUGUUUGUUUCAUUAAUCAACUUACGGUUUUAGUGAAAUAUAGGCAUCAAAAACAUCGUUAAUUUGGCACUUUUUGUUGUAAGUUUAUGUUGGACAACAUUUAUUUUUAAAAUUUUAUUGUGCUGAUUGCUGUGUCUCAGGUAUGUUGUAAAUGUUUUCUUCUCCUGAAAUGGAGUUUAUUCAUCUACAGCUGACUCUCCAGGUCCCAAGCCAAGUGUGUAAUCAUAGUUUAUAUAGUGUGGGAGAAGCUGUGAACUGAUGAAUGUAAAUACCUUUUUUUAAAACAUUGUCAGAUAUAGAUUCCAUACAAACCAGUUCUACUUUCCACAGAAGCACUUCUUAGUCAUGCAGGGAUCACACUGGGAUACAUUUAGUCUUGGCCAAUUUUAAGGUAUAUGUAAAGUAUUUGCAUGGAAAUUUGUCAGAACUGGUUAAUUUAAAGGAAAUUUUAUUAGUCAAAGACGAAAAUGUUGUAGCCACUUUGUAUAAAAAUUAGGACUUUGCUAAUUUGGCAAUGGACAGGGUGAGCCCUGAAUGUUGUAGCCACUUCGUA